AGAAAGUGUUCCAGUCGAGCUGUCUGAACUCCCUCCAGCCCUGCGGUUCCCUCGUUCUCUUUCUGUGUCGUCUUUGCUCUGUGUAAUGUAUAGCUCUGUUAUUCGCUCACAUGCCUUUCCCAUGUGGAAUAAACUCUUCAUUUAGUUUGCACUCCAGAAGGAGUUACUGAGGUUGCUAGCUGGAAAUACAAAAAAAGAAAAAAAGAAAAGAAAAAAACAGAAGAGGGCUCUUGUAUCUGUGUCUGCGUGUGUACCUGGACUCUUCUCAGCACCAGUUGCUAAGGUGGAAACUGUCAGGCCAUGGCUUCAAAUUUUAAUGACAUUGUAAAACAAGGAUAUGCAAGAAUUCGUAGCAGGCGCUUAGGCAUAUAUCACAGAUGCUGGCUGGUGUUCAAGAAGGCAUCCAGCAAAGGCCCUAAAAGGCUGGAAAAGUUUUCAGAUGAGCGAGCUGCCUACUUCAGAUGCUAUCACAAGGUGACAGAGCUGAAUAAUGUGAAAAAUGUUAUUCGGGUGCCUAAGGGCACCAAGAAGCAUGCAGUUGCUCUCAUUUUUAAUGAUGACACCUCAAAGACUUUUGCUUGUGACUCAGAAAUGGAAGCAAACGAGUGGUGCAAAGUAUUGCACAUGGAGUGCCUGGGAACUGAAAUACAUGAUGUCAGUCUAGGAGAGCCAGACUUGCUUGCAACUGGUGUAUACAGAGAACAGAGUGAGAGGUUCCAUGUUUAUUUAAUGCCAUCUCUGAAACUGGAUGUCUAUGGGGAGUGUAUUCUUCAGAUAACAUCUGAGACAAUCUGCCUUUGGGAUAUCCAGCACCCGAGGCUCAAACUCGUCUCCUGGCCCCUCUGUGCACUCAGACGAUAUGGACGUGACCCGACGUGGUUUACAUUUGAAGCGGGCAGGAUGUGUGAUACUGGUGAAGGGCUGUUCACCUUCCAGACGCGAGAGGGAGAAGCAAUUUACCAGAAGGUGCACACAGCCGCGUUGGCCAUCGCUGAACAGCACGAUUGGUUGAUAAAAAAUGCUGAGAAUGAAAUGAAGAUGAGUGAAGGAACAUCCCUGUUCAGUUCUCUUCCUCGCAGCACCUACUGGAAGCACAUAAACAAGCAGCACAGUCCCAAACAGCUCAACCGCAUGCAGGGCAAUUCUAGUCCAUUAAAGAUCGUCAAUGAGAAGACAAUCUCAAGUUGCAGAUGAAGACAUCACAACCCUCUGGAGACUGAAUGGAUUCUGAGAGACACUUUCUUUCGGAAUGGAAGAAAAAUGAGAAAGUCACCAAAAGGAAAGAUUUUUAGUUUCAUUUUUAGACUUGUUUACCUUCCUGGAUGAAUAAGGCAUUUUUGGAAUAAAAGAAUAGCUUUUCUUUAUUACCAUAUUUUUUUCUGUACAUAUGGUUUUACUAGUAAUGUACAGUAUGUGUAUAUGUCUUGAAUUUGUGUGUGUCUUGUUUGUUUCAUGCAUUUAAGGUUACAUAGUGUAUUAUAAUAUAGUAGAAUUGAGAAAACAAAAAGUAUGGUUAUGAACGAUAUGUUCAUUAGGGGCAUCAUAAAUCUACAUUUUGAGGAGGAUAGACUCCAUUUGUGUUUUAUUUUAUUUUAUUUUAUUUAUGUAUUUAUUUUUUUUCUAGUAUGACUUUGUAAAAUAAUGCCUACAAGUUUUAGAAGUCCCAAGGAGAAACUAAAAAAAGUUAAAAAUCACAGGUAUUCCCCUCGCAACAUAAAUGAUGUUACUAAUUUUAUUUUUAGUCCUUUUAAACUGUAUAUGAGUGGAUAUCAUUUUUUUUUUUUUUUUUUUUUACAUAUUUCAAUAUAUCUGGGUUACCAUUCCUCUCGUGGGACAGAGUACUCAUUAAAAUGUGUGUGUGUGUGUGUGUGUGUGUGUUUUUUUUAACAGGACACAAUGAUCUAUUCAGGUAUACAAAAAUAUUCUAAAAGCAAAUGUACCACAUCAGUCAUGUAUUUAAUUCAUCUGCCUCAAUAUGUGUGCCCUGCCACUGCUACAAGGGCAUCGGUUACAACCUACCCAAGGGGUGCCAACAUGAUGAGCCUGCAACUCCACAGGCUCUUCAAGCCCCUCUAUACAUCUGGACUGUUCAUGCGUGAGAUGUUGCAGUAUUCACUUCUGUUUUUUUUUCUUUUAUUGCAUCAGAAUUUUAAAUGUCAUAAUAGGGUCACCCAGCUGUUACAGCGUAAAAUAAUUAAAAUCAAAACCAUUUUCUUAUAUUGGCAACAUCCCAGUUGUCCACCCACUAACUUAUUGAGAGUUCUGAAAUGGGCAAGCAUGGUAAGUGAUGCAUUACAGCUUAACUGCCAAUGCACAUUUUUUUUUGUUGUUUUAGUUUUUUAAUGAGUAGUUUAUAUCCAUGACCUCAUCUCACCCGCAGGGGUCAUCGUAAUCUGUAGCAGAAGCAUCUUUGCAUUUUUGAAUAUAUGAUCAUUAAAUGUUUCCACCUCUAGAUGUAUCAUUAUUUUGAAGUGACAAAAAUAUGUAUAUUUACCCUAUUCUUUCAGAAAUGGGAAUUGUCACAGGGAAUUACAUAUUACACGGCAAUGAGUACAUUUCACGUACAUCGUGAACUCUGUGACAAUAAUACAACCUUACUUAUAGCCAGUUAGUUAUUAGUCAUUUCCAGCAGAAAGCAUGCAGUUGGCUCUUCUAGUCCAACUUGUUGUUGCAAUCUUGUUCAAAUGAUCCAAUUGAAACAAUUAAACUUGAUCAUUAUUUAAUUGUACCUAUUAAAUCUUGAGUGGUCUAAUAUGACCUUGUUGAAUUGGCACUUGUGAAAUGGUAUAAUAGCCAUGUAAAUACAAUUCAGACAAAGCAUAAGUUAAAAAAAGAGGAUACAUUUUACAUUCUGGACCAAAAUUACCCAGCCAGAUCCAGCUCAUGAUAAGGAGAGGAAGUAAAAUGGAGUUUCAGAAAGUUUACACAAUAAAACAACAGUAACCCGUCCUUUUAAAGUCACUAAAGAUGGUUGUGGAGAGAGUACAUGCAAACAUAACGAAACAGGAAUAAUGAUAUUGAAAUGGAAAGUGUCUUAUUGUAUGCCCAACAUAACGUGUAUUUCCUUUUGAACUUUGAUUCAGUAUGUAAAUUGAUAUUAAAAAGCUACUUUUA
Molecule: messenger RNA, 3114 nt
Organism: Acipenser ruthenus (sterlet)
Lineage: Eukaryota; Metazoa; Chordata; Actinopteri; Acipenseriformes; Acipenseridae
Product: docking protein 5-like
Exons: 8
Coding region: 301-1194 (297 amino acids)
Biological process (GO): positive regulation of MAPK cascade; cell surface receptor protein tyrosine kinase signaling pathway
Cellular component (GO): cytoplasm
Source: RefSeq, a predicted model, not a curated record